Messenger RNA from Blastomyces dermatitidis ER-3, 3153 nucleotides. RefSeq names its product arsenite resistance protein Ars2. The transcript is spliced from 5 exons. Lineage: Eukaryota; Fungi; Ascomycota; Eurotiomycetes; Onygenales; Ajellomycetaceae. The record is from RefSeq and is a predicted model, not a curated record. Gene Ontology annotation, cellular component: kinetochore. Bases 1 to 3153 code for a protein of 1050 amino acids.
AUGAAUCCAUGGACUUGGCCGAGCCGGUCAGAUGACUCAGCACUGACUCAGCUCCACGUGACCAAAGCCUCACCACCGGCGCCUCCUCGUGUUCCAUCACCAACCUCGCCGUCGCCAACAUCAUUCAACUCUUUGUCGACGAUCUCACAACGUCAAUUGCUCCGCCAUCCCCUGGACAGAUUCUGUGCUCUGUUCGACACCUUGGGGAUUGAUCUUUCUAGGCUUCUUCUCCAACUUUCGCCCCUUCGGUCUCCGGGUCUACGAGAAGUGUACGUGUCUGCGUUCCUGAUGGAGUCAUACGAUUCUUUCGGCUCCCCCACGGCCACCUCGGCUAAAGGUGAUGCGAGGUGGAGCCGCGAAGAGGACGCUUUUGCUUCUUCAAGGCCAGCCAUGGAUUCAUAUCGACGAAGGUCGCCUGCCUCCCAAGACCGUCGUCGAGCCGCUGGACGUGGCCGAUCUCGAUCUCCUGUCGCAAUUGAUCGGUAUCAACCUGGCGAUCGAGAACGUGCGCCUCGUGGCGAUGAAUAUUAUGCCGCGUCUCGUGACCUUGCAGCCCGUGAUCGAGAAGAGCGCCGUCGUUUACCAUCCCCUGUAGCGGCAAACAUUGACCGAUAUGUUCCAGGACAAGAUUCUGCGAAGCCCGUUUUACGAACCAACCCUCUGCCCAACCCGUUAACCCUCGACUUCCAAGUAGGGUUCAACUGGUUCGCAGAAUGGUGGAGGGCAGACCAGGCAAUAAAAGAAGAAAAAGAGCGGGCUAAACUCGGUGGAAGACGACCCACUGAUCGAGUCAAGGGUGAACGAGAGGCCCGGGAAGACCGCGAAAAGGAACGCGCACAGAUCCAAACGGCUUAUGACGCCUACAAGGCUGAACUGCAAAUCAAGAUGGCUCGAAAUUUUGUCCAACAACACAAAACGGAAGAGUGGUUCAAGGAAAGAUAUGUUCCCGAAACUAGGGACCCUCUUCGCCAGCGAUUGAUGGAGUUCAGAACUGGUGCGUAUCGACAGUGGGAACAAGAUGUCGACGCUGGAGUAUUUGACGAGUUUACCCUGGAAGGUAUCUACAAAAGUGAAAGCGACGGAGCAGGUGGUAUCAUUGAAAAGGAGGAAGGAGAAGCGACGGCAGUGGGAGAAACCCUAAGUGUGCUCGAUCUGGUUCCCGCACGCGGAGGAGAUUUACGCGACGAUUCGCAAUUUCAACCUGCUCUUUUGAUCAAAACUUUAGCGCCCAAUGUAAGCCGUGACAAAAUUGAAGAUUUCUGCAAAGAACACCUUGGUGAAGGAGAUGGCGGGUUCAAGUGGCUUAGCUUGAGUGACCCUAACCCUGCCAAAAAGUGUCACCGGAUGGGUUGGAUUAUGCUUCAUCCAGCAGCUGAAGGUCCAUCGGUUAUCGAGAGAGGCGAUGGUAGGGAUGAAGAAGGUGAGGAAGUGGAUGGCAGUGCGGCAAAUGGAUCCAACAACACGUCUGCUGCUGAAAAGGCUCUGGAUGCGGUUAACGAAAAAACCAUCCAUGAUCCUAUUCGCGGCGACUUUGUAUGUCACGUUGGCGUCCACGUUCCCCCGACGAAUCCGAGAAAAAAAGCACUUUGGGAUCUGUUCUCCGCCCCUGAACGUAUCGAGAGGGAUCUCGAGCUGGCUAAACGGAUGGUAUCUAAACUUGAUUCAGAGCUUGGGUCAGCUAACGGCCUAUCGAAGAUUGAGAGUCGAGUCGAAGAACUACGUGGAAAAGGGUUACUCCGCCCUCCUGUUACCGGCACCGCAAAGGAAAAGAAAAGCAAGCCGUUCGAGUCAGACGUUGACAUGAUCCUCUUGGAAGAUGGGGAGGCCGAGGAAGGAGAAGAACAAGAAGAGUCCUACGAUGAGGAAGUCGAUAGUGAAGACCUGCUCAUUAAAAAGAAGCAGCUGGAUUUGCUAGUUGAAUAUCUGCGUCGCGUUUAUAACUUCUGCUUUUUCUGCGUUUUUGAGAGCGAUUCGAUUCACGAGCUUGUUCGUAAAUGCCCUGGUGGCCAUCUUCGCCGCCCUCGCUCCGGACUGAGUACCCAAGCAAAAGCCGCGGCAAAGGCCAGCGCUCUCGGUCAGCCGUUCCCUACGAAGAAAAAAGAAACUACCGAAGAAGAACAGAACGGAGCGUCUCCAGUAGAAGAGAAAAAACCAUCACACUUUUCAUCGAAGACUGAACAGCAGACUCAGCGUGCUUUCAACUGGGUGCGGACGUUUGAGGAAAAGCUCCUACAGAUAUUGGAGCCCGAGAAUGUGGACUUGAAAAAACUUGGAGGAAAACCCGUGGAUGAGGCAGUGGAAGAAGAGCUCUCGAAAUUUGUCAAGCAAGAAGAUGAAGCUAAAUUCCGCUGCAAGGUACCAGAGUGUACCAAAUUAUUUAAGGCCCACCACUUCUGGAGAAAGCAUGUGGAAAAACGCCACCCGGAUUGGUAUGGCGAUAUCCGCAGAGAUCUACUCCUGGUCAAUGCCUAUGUCCUCGACCCAGCGCAUAUCUCCCCAUCAAGAUCCGAUGCUACCAGCAACGGCCAUUUCACAUACCCAUCCGGCCAUAUGGCCACCGGAACACCUCGUGGAUUCAAUCUUGCAAACAUGCCAUUUGGUUUCGGAGCAGGGAAUGGCCCAAUGCCUGGCGGACAUCCUUUCUCGGGCCUACCGCCAUCCGCAGCAGGAUUUACCGGUUUCAUGAAUGCAGCCGGCCCAGGCUGGACUGGCAAUGGACUCCCAAUGACAGGCACUGCAUCUGGAGACCCAUCAGGUUUGCAUAACCCAGGAGUUAUUCGACGGGGUAACCGCUACGGCGUCAAUAGAAUGGGCCCAUAUGACCGGCGGGGCGGUCGUUUCGGUUCGGGAGGCGCAGGCGGAAGUAUGGGCGGCAACGGUCGACUCAGCCCCCUUCGAAUGGGCGGCAUGUCUGCGGCUGGUGGUCGCCUACCUUCAGCCUCCGGGGCGGCGUACAUCCCACCCGGCCACCCAGCCGCAAUCGCCGCUGGAGUUGGUGGUGGGUUUGGUCCCGGGAGCGGUCGGUGGGGUGAUGGCGCAGGCGGGAGCGCACAAGCCAUGGGUCCAAAAGAAGCAGUACAAGGCCGUAGCUUGAAGAGUUACGAGGAUCUCGACGCAGUUGGGGGAGCUGGAAGCGGGGAGUUGAAUUAUUGA